Capsicum annuum is the source of this 1936-nucleotide messenger RNA. RefSeq names its product phospholipase A1-Ibeta2, chloroplastic. Gene Ontology annotation, biological process: lipid metabolic process. Gene Ontology annotation, molecular function: glycerophospholipase activity. NCBI's taxonomy places the organism in Eukaryota, Viridiplantae, Streptophyta, Magnoliopsida, Solanales, Solanaceae. The transcript has a single exon. The record is from RefSeq and is a predicted model, not a curated record. The coding region runs from base 64 to 1665 and encodes 533 amino acids.
GUUCCAUUGGUUUCUCUCUCUCUCUCAAUCCCUCCAUCUUUUUGACUCGCUUUCUCUCUAACCAUGCAGAUCGGAAUAACGCUUCCAAAUUCUCACCUUUUUCAGCCAAAGGAAGUCAAGUUAAAGUGCAACGGGUUUCCAUUAAACGCUUCAGUAAAUGGACAAAGUGUAAAUUUAAAAACACUCUCACCAUCUACUGAAAUGACCAAAAAACACAUUGCCAAUCUUGAAAAACUUCUACAAAAAACAAACCCAGUUGAUUCAAAUCCUGUAAUUCAACAAUCCUGUAACAACAGGUCGACUUUAGAGAAUAAGAGAAGAAAUUUGUUAGAAGGGCUCAAUUUGGCUAACAUUUGGCCAGACGAGAUGAGAAAAGCAGCUGAAGAAAUGUCACCAAGGCAUUUAAACAGGCUAAAAAGACUCUUAUCAUCUAAAUCAAUUGAAUUUUCACCUAGGAAUAAUCUCGCUAGCCGGUGGAAGGAGUAUCACGGCAGUAAUAACUGGCUCGGCUUACUCGAUCCACUAGACGAAAAUCUCCGUAGAGAAUUAGUUCGAUACGGGGAGUUUAUACAGGCGGCUUACCAUUGUUUUCAUUCCGAUCCCGCCACGUCAGCGGAGGAAGUUUUGCCGGAGAGACACGUGGCAUUGCCCGAUAGGUCGUACAAGGUAACGAAGAGUCUUUAUGCAACUUCAUCUAUUGGUUUGCCUAAGUGGGUGGAUGACGUGGCUCCUGAUCUCGGAUGGAUGACUCAGCGGUCUAGCUGGAUCGGUUACGUGGCGGUAUGUGAGGACAGGAAUGAGAUUCGACGAAUGGGAAGGAGGGAUGUUGUUAUCGCGUUACGUGGGACCGCCACAUGUUUAGAGUGGGCAGAGAAUUUCCGUGACUUGUUAGUGGAACAAAAUGUUGGUGAUGAUUGUGCAGCAGGAGCAGUACAGUCUAAAGUAGAAUGUGGUUUUUUGAGUUUGUACAAAACGAGUGAUGAUCAUCGAGUGCCUAGUUUAGCUGAAUCAGUAGUUAACGAAGUGCAGAGGUUGAUCGAACAAUACAAAGGCGAACCUUUAAGCAUCACAAUUACCGGGCACAGUCUAGGUGCGGCAUUAGCCCUUUUGGUCGCGGAUGAUUUAAGCACAUGCGUGCCGAACGCACCACCAGUAGCAGUUUUUUCCUUCGGAGGCCCACGAGUAGGCAACCGAGGUUUCGCGGACCGUCUUAAUGAUAACAACGUUAAGGUGUUACGUAUCGUGAAUAAUCAAGACGUGAUCACGAGGGUUCCGGGCAUGUUUGUAAGUGAAGAGCUGGACAAAAAGCUUAGAGAAUCGGGUGCGGCUCGCGUGCUAGAUAUGUUAGAUUGUAGAAUGCCAUGGGCGUACUCACACGUUGGGACUGAAUUUCGAGUUGACACAAAGAUGUCACCAUUUUUGAAGCCUAACGCGGAUGUUGCAUGCUGUCAUGAUUUAGAGGCGUAUUUGCACUUGGUGGAUGGAUUCACGGCAUCUAAUUGUCCAUUUAGGCCUAAUGCCAAGAGAAGUCUUGUGAGGUUGCUAAAUGAACAAAGGUCUAAUUUUAAAAGACUUUACACUAGCAAGGGGAAGAGCUUAACUAUCAAUCUUGAUAGAGAGCAUAAUUUCUCUACUUCUAGUUGUUUGCCUAGUCCGUCAUCUUGAUAUUAUAUAUUAGCAGGGAAUGUGUACUUCAUGUACAAAGAAGUAACGAGAAGUAUAUGUUUUCGAUGUACUUGCUUUUCUAUUGUUUAGGAGUCGUUUGAUCGUGAAAAUUAUUCUUUUUUUUUAUGGAAUAAUUUUUUACUUUAUUUAAAAAUUAGUGUUUGGCCGUAAAAGUUCAAAUCCAACACUUGAAGUUAGAUCAAUUUGAUAACCUGCAUUUCAGCUCAAUUGAUCUUCAUAAUUCCAAAUAAAAUAAUGUUGUUUUCUCUCA